GAACACUUCCGGGUGUACGGUUGCUCGCGUCUAAACUGGAAUCUGACGACUUUGUCUGAAAUCUUUUUGAGUUAAUUCUUAAGUUUUACCAACAACGGUUUACUACGUGCGAGGGAAAUGUGUUUAUGAUACAAUGUAGCACGUUAAUUUGUUUCAUCGUCUAAGUUCAUUCAUUGCUUCUUUGUAACGCGUCGGCCCAUGAGCAAGCGAACUUCAUAGUUUUAUCAUGACGUCCAGAUGUUGAUGUUGAUUGAAGCAGGCUGUUAAUCCUGUGGACAUCACGUAACUGUUCGGGAUAAGCAAGCCGAGUUUUGACAUUAGUCAGCAGCGCAAACUUGGCCGCCAUGGAUCUUUAUGUUUUUAUUGUAUUUUAUUUACUUUUUAUGGGAGAGACUGCUCGAGGUGAUGUUGAAGAAGACCAUGAACUAGGCACCCUUAGUUCCAUGCUGUCAGACUUUGAGGUUCUGCCCAUGUCCAGGCUCAAGCAACACUCGGUCCGAAAGCGGGAUGUCCAGAUGCACACCCAUAUGGAGAGGCUGCUCAGUUUCACAGCUCUACAAAGGCACUUUAGGCUUUAUCUUACAACCAACACAGAGCUGUUUGCUGAUGACUUCAGGGCUAUGGCUAUGGGGGAGAAUGGGAAUGAGGAGCUGAUUGAAGUGCACAGACAAAACUUCUUCACAGGCCAUGUGAUCGGGGAGGAACACUCUCGAGUCCAGGCUCACAUCGAUGACAACGAGUUCUCAGCCCAUAUCCUCCUCCAUGAUGCAGAGUAUAACAUAGAGCCCCUGUGGAGGUACACAUCGGCAGCCGCACGCGACCGGCUACUGGUCUACCGCUCUGAGGACAUCCACAACAUCAGCCGGCUCGCUUCCUCUAAAGUGUGUGGCUAUGUCAAUGCUGGCCUCCGUGACCUCCUUCCAGAGGGAGUGCAGCUUCCCCACAGCAAUGAUGAUGGGGAGGAGGAGGAGCACAUCAGAGAGACGCGGCAGGUGCACGACCACAGCGUGAACACCUGCCCUCUGCUGCUGGUGGCUGACCACCGCUUCUUCAAGCACAUGGGCCGUGGGGAGGAGAGCACCACCCUCAACUACCUGAUUGAGCUGAUCGACCGUGUGGAUGACAUCUAUAGGAACACAUCUUGGGAUGAUGAGUUCAAAGGUUAUGGUGUUCAAAUCCAACAGAUUAUAAUCAACAAAGAGCCGACUCCAGUAGCACCGGGAGAGCUCCACUUCAACAUGGAGGGAAGCCCGGUGAAGGGAAAGGACGUGUGGGAUGUGAAGAAACUUCUGGAGCAAUUCAGCAGAGACAUAGCUGAUAAUGCAUCGCAGGUGUGUCUGGCACAUCUGUUCACCUACCAGGACUUUGACGAGGGCACCCUGGGUCUGGCAUAUGUGGCACCCUCCAAACAGGGCUUCCCUGGCGGUGUGUGCUCUGAGAAGUGCACUCCCUCACCCAGUGACCAAAGAGCCAUAUACCUAAACACUGGGCUGACCAGCACCAAGAAUUAUGGGAAAACUAUAUUAACAAAGGAAGCAGACCUGGUCACCACCCAUGAGCUGGGCCAUAACUUUGGUGCGGUACACGACCCGGACGACAUGCCGGACUGCGCCCCCCGUGAUGACCAGGGAGGGAAAUACGUCAUGUACCCCAUUGCUGUCAGUGGGGACCACUCCAACAACAAGCUCUUCUCCACCUGUAGUAAGAUGUCCAUCCUGAAGCGACUCAAGUUCAAGGCGCCCUCUUGCUUUCGCGUGCGGAACAGCAGCGUGUGUGGGAACUCGCGUGUGGAGGACGGAGAGGAGUGUGACCCCGGACUUCUGCACCUCAGCAAUGACCCCUGCUGCACUGCCAACUGCAAACUCCGGCCUGGGAAAAUGUGCAGUGACCGUAACAGUGCCUGCUGUAGAGAGUGCAUGUAUGAAAAGAAGGGGAAGGUGUGUCAGGAGCCCAUCAACGCCACCUGUAAGGGGAUGUCCUUCUGCACUGGGAACAGCAGUGAGUGUCCUCCUCCAGAGAACGCUCCCGACAAGACGGUGUGCGUGGACAACGGCCAGUGUCAGAGUGGGGAGUGCAUCCCCUUCUGUGUGGCCUUCGCUAAGCUGGAGCCCUGCGCUUGCAAUGAGACCAAGAGCUCCUGUAAGGUGUGCUGCCGGAACAAGAACGGCAUGUGCACACCCUACCGCGACCAGAAGAAACAGCCCCUGUUUCUGCGCAAAGGCAAACCCUGCACCGUUGGUUUCUGUGAUGGCAAUGGUAAAUGCAAUAAACAGGUGCAGGAUGUCAUUGAGAGAUUGUGGGAUUUCAUCGGCAAGCUGGACAUCAACACAUUUGGAAAGUUCCUGGCGGACAACAUAGUGGGUUCGGUGAUUGCGUUCUCCCUGCUGUUCUGGAUCCCUCUUAGUAUUCUGGUGCACUGCGUGGACAGGAAACUAGACCACCAGUAUGAGCUGAAGACCAAAUCUCUGUUUUACCCCAGUAACGCUGAGAUUCUGAGCAGUCUGGAUUCAGCGUCCCUGCGCAUCUUCAAGCCCCCUCCCUCUUCCCUGUGUGCAGCCCCCCCUCGCUUCCAGGCCUCAGGGCCCCUGCAGACCAGCACCCCCCCGAUCCUGGCCCCAGCGCCCACGCUGGCUCCACUCCUUCCGGCCGCCGUGGAAACGCCCCGCAUGGCCACCAUCCAGGAGGACCCCAGCUACGACUCACCACUGGACGAGCAGGUCCUGGAGGAGGACUUCUCGUCCAGUGGGGGUGGCACGGAGGCGCGCUCCUUCGAGGACCUGACCAAGAGCUCUCCGGCCAGUGGCGUGCGCAGCGACAAGGCCAAAUCAUUCCGGCUGCAGAGACAGGCGCGACUCAACAGCAAAGAGACAGUGUGCUAACUGGGAGAGAGCGAGAGAUAUAGAGAGAGAGGUAGAGAGAGAAAAGGGAGAAAGAGAGGUAGAGAGCUCAACUCAAACAUUGAAAAGUACAAAAGUACUCUAAUUGCAAUGGCCACAAGUAGAGCAGAAGUAGAGACAGAAACUCUUAACAAGGUACAUAGUGGUGGAACAAGCAGGACUUGUGUACUAAUGACAUUAGUACGUAAUGCAUACAUGUGCUUAACAAUUUAUGUUGUGAGUUAUACAAUUCCAACAGGACAGACAUUUCAUUUGAGCUCAGAUUUGUAACAGAGACACAUUUGGAAUAAUGUCUACUCCUAUAUUGGAGAUUAUGUGUGUUUGUACUUUAUAUAUUUUUAGUGUCUGUCAGUGCUGGUAUUGCCAAAAAAACUUUCCUUUAAAGCUACUCUGCUAAAGAAGGCCCCUGAAAACAGAAAUUACAUAGUAUGAACCACUUUACAAGCACUGAAAUGCGCUCUGCAAAAAUAACUGGGAAUUUUAUAUAUUUUUAUAAAUACUGUAUGUUUAAGACUGAAUCAUGGUCGAACGCUGUGUGUGAAUUGCUGCUGCAUUGAGCAGGUUGACGUUUGCUCAAACACCAAAGCUAUCACCAGAGAUGACAAACUCCAAGGCUAACUCUACAAAGACGCUUUAAAUAGGUUUACAAGGAUAGGUUACAUGAAAUAUGGGCUCAUUAUACUGGCAAUAAUGGUGUGUAUAUUGUACCCAGUAUACUGAACUUGUCCAGGUAGACACAGGGUUAUUACAUUCUCUGCACUAGUGACAAAAUGUAGGUACUUCUGUUGGUCACUUUCAUCUUACUUAUAUCUAGUGUUAUUUCAGCUAUAACAAUCACCCCAAAGUGCUGGGUGUGUAGAUAUCAGUUCUAACAGAUGCAAGUAACCUCUUUCCCCUUGAUUUAAAGAUUCCAGUUGGUUACUGUGUAAUUAGUCAACCUGUAUACCGUCAUGUUUGUUUAAUAUA
Molecule: messenger RNA, 3863 nt
Organism: Alosa sapidissima (American shad)
Lineage: Eukaryota; Metazoa; Chordata; Actinopteri; Clupeiformes; Clupeidae
Gene: adam17b
Product: ADAM metallopeptidase domain 17b
Exons: 19
Coding region: 345-2879 (844 amino acids)
Biological process (GO): Notch signaling pathway; membrane protein ectodomain proteolysis
Cellular component (GO): plasma membrane
Molecular function (GO): metalloendopeptidase activity
Source: RefSeq, a predicted model, not a curated record